Molecule: messenger RNA, 2790 nt
Organism: Stegostoma tigrinum
Lineage: Eukaryota; Metazoa; Chordata; Chondrichthyes; Orectolobiformes; Stegostomatidae
Product: intestinal mucin-like protein
Exons: 15
Coding region: 766-2031 (421 amino acids)
Cellular component (GO): extracellular matrix
Molecular function (GO): protein binding
Source: RefSeq, a predicted model, not a curated record
GCAGUGGUGACUUCCGUGGGUAAAUCAGACCUGUGUAAUUUCACUCUCUGUACCAAGAGUUGCGAGAUUAUAAAGUACACAGGAAAAUGUGAAACCACCGCAGCACCUACCACCACUCCAUCAGAAACUGCAACAACAGUGACAGUAACUCCCAGCUCUACAGAUACAACAAGAUGCUCUUGUCACGUGAAUGGCCAAGCUUUAUCACCUGGACAGGCAGUGGUGACUUCCGUGGGUAAAUCAGACCUGUGUAAUUUUACUCUCUGUACCAAGAGCUGCGAGAUUAUAAAGUACACAGGCAAAUGUCAAACCACCACAGCACCUACCACCACUCCAUCGGAAACUACAACAACUGUGACUGUAACUCCCAGCUCGACAGAAACAACAAGAUGCUUUUGUCACGUGAAUGGCCAAGCGUUAUCACCUGGACAGGCAGUGGUGACUUCCGUGGGUAAAUCAGACCUGUGUAAUUUCACUCUUUGUACCAAGAGCUGUGAGAUUAUCAAGUACACAGGGAAAUGUCAAACCACUACAGCACCUACCACCACUCCAUCGGAAACUGCAACAACAGUAACAGUACCUCCCACCUCUACAGAAACAACAAGAUGCUCUUGCAAUGUGAACGGACGAUCCUUCUCUCCCGGGGAGAUUGUAUAUAAUUCCCGAGACAAAGAAGGCUGGUGUUUUUAUGCGUUAUGUUCAGAAAACUGUCAUAUUGUGAAACACACGGAACCAUGUAGAAAACCCACAUCAUCUCUGCCAACUAUGGAGUCACCCACACCAACAGCAAUGCCACCAAAAGGUUGCUCAGCCCUGCACCCUCCAAGAGCUGUGAAUGAAACUUGGAAGCUUGGAAAUUGUACAGUCGGAAUCUGUGCAGGAAACAACACCGUUUCUGUGGUUCCACUGAAGUGUCCACCCGUUAAUCCAGUUGCAUGUCAAAAUGGACUGCAGCCUGAAAGAGUUUACGAUCAAUCUGGCUGUUGUUAUCAGUAUAAAUGUGACUAUUGUAUAGCACCUGAUGGAAAACCAAGGCAGGUUGGUGAAACAUGGCAACAUAAUUGUCAAGACUGUUCCUGCGACAAUGCAACGUUGAGCAUUGUUUGCAAACCUCACAAAUGCUCACUCGUACCACCAGUGGUAUGCAAAGGCCAAGGUUUUGUGCCAGUAGUCAAAAGAAAUGAAAGUGAUCCAUGCUGUCCUGUAACUAAGUGUGAAUGUAAUGUGACCCACUGUCCCACUUUGAAAUUUGAUUGCCAACCUGGAUAUGAACCAGUGUACCAUAUUAAUGAAGACAAAUGCUGUCCAAAUUACAAAUGCAAGCCAAAGCCAGUGUGUGUGUUCAAUGACACUGAGUACAAGCCAGGAAUGGUUAUUCCUCAGGACUGCUAUAAGAACUGCAAAUGUACCAAUAAAACUGAUCCAUCAACACAGCACAAAGUGAUUGACUGUACUCCCAUACCUUGUGAUUCUCAUUGUUCACCAGGUUUUAAGUAUAAGGAGGUGAAAGGACAAUGCUGUGGGAAUUGUACACAGGUUGACUGUAUAAUUGAGGUCCCAAAUCAACCACCAAUAAUCCUCCAGCCUGGAGCUGCAAUGUCAGAUUCAAAGAACAAUUGCACCAAAUAUGAGUGUGAGAAAAUAGGAUCUCACUUUGUUCCAAGCAUCCAUCAUCAAAGGUGUCCCCAACUGGAUCCUGAUAACUGUGAACCUGGAACACUGCACAUGGACUCAGAUGGCUGUUGUCAGAAAUGUGUUCCAAAGACAUGUACAGUUUCUCAAACCACAACCUAUAUCAACCAUCAAGGAUGUCGAUCUAAACAAAAAGUGCCGAUGACUUACUGUGAAGGGUGGUGCUUGACCUAUUCUAUGUAUUCUGCUGAGGCAAAUAUGAUUUCUCAUAACUGCACUUGCUGUCAGGAAUUAAUGACUGGCAAGCAAAAUAUUACACUGAUUUGCCCAGAUAACACUACAAUUGACUUCACCUACACCUACGUGAAGAAUUGUGGCUGUGUAUCUACGAAAUGUUGAGAACCUACCAAGCACUUAUCAGAAACUCCAGCUCAUUUGGAGGGCCCAAUAAAUUUAAGAAAAAAGUGUAAAAAUGUCGAAAACGUGGUGUCUCAGAUAACCAAUGAAUGCAAAAUAGACCAAAUCUUUCAAUAGAAUUUUAAUACAAAUGGUAAUGUAAAUAUAGAUGUUGGUGACAUAAAUUCUAUGUCCUUUAGAGUAAAUACUGCAAUAUAUUUUCAUAAUUUCAUUUUCUUACAAUCAAUUCAAAAGUGUCCAUGCAGAAAUUGAAGGUUUACCUUACCUUCUCGAGAACAAAAUCCCUAUGCAUCAGUCAAUUAAAUGAUAUGCCUGUCACAGUUGAUCACAGCCUACAGUGAGAUGAAGAACAGCAAACUAUCAUUUCUGGUCUUAUUCUGAAAGCAGUGACUGCAGCUGUUGCUUUGAAACAAGAUUUUUUUUGGAAAAUCUGAAAAGUUUGAAAUACUUGAAUUGCAGAGUUAUGGUGAGAGCUGUCCUGUAAAAAAUGGAGUUUCAGCAACUUCACAUUGCAAUUGCAAUAAAUGGCUUAAACUUACUCCUCGGGAUGAGGUUAGGCAUUCCAAUUACAGGCAUGACUCUCAAUUUCUACCUGUUCCUUUAGGUUGAUGGUAAACAGAGUGUCACCUCACUCUGUUUAUUUCAUGCAUGGUGUGUCUGCAUUCUCAGUACAUGGAAACUUCUUUGAGCUUUACUGUGAACUUUUCUUUUUGUCAUGAUACUAAUGGUCAAUAAAAGGAG